Geosmithia morbida is the source of this 285-nucleotide messenger RNA. Its product is annotated as small subunit ribosomal protein S28e. The record is from RefSeq and is a predicted model, not a curated record. The transcript has a single exon. Gene Ontology annotation, cellular component: cytosol. Gene Ontology annotation, biological process: Mo-molybdopterin cofactor biosynthetic process. Bases 1 to 285 code for a protein of 94 amino acids. NCBI's taxonomy places the organism in Eukaryota, Fungi, Ascomycota, Sordariomycetes, Hypocreales, Bionectriaceae.
AUGGCAUCGAAACCUCCCAAGGGCCACUUCAAUGUGCUCUACUUUGCCGGCGCAAGCUCCUACACGGGCAAGGACGUCGAGUCAAUAGCCGCCCCGUUGUCGCUGGGGGAACUCUUUGUUCAGUUGGAGUCGCGGUAUCCCGGGAUUGGUGCCAAGAUUCUGGUGUCGUGCCUCGUGACGGUCAACCUCGAAUAUGUAGACGUGCCAUCGGCGGAAGGGGAAGAGGGUCCUACGCUCAACGAGUUUGACGAGGUGGCCAUAAUUCCUCCAGUCAGUUCUGGCUGA